UUGAGAAGUAUAGUAAGUAGUUGUGCGUUACUAUGGAACCUAUGAACAUGGACGGAACGGCACGACGAUCUAAAUAUAAACUACUGCCUAGAUGUCCGGGACUAAUGGUUGUACUAAACACAGCCCUUAUCCUGAUAGCUACCAUCUUAAUCAUUGUUAUUCUUCACCGUGUGUCGCAAGAUAAACAAAACCUGCCACAGGAACGUAGCCAAUCAAGUUACAAUCUAGAUGAGCGUUUCCCUGGGUAUUUCCGGACUGCAGAGGAACAGGGCAUGAUUGAGCGACUUAUGCGACAGGAAACCUCUCUUCCUGAAUCUGUUCACACAUCUCCGUCGAAUGCGACGUGUCCCUUCCAGUACCGUUACCCGAACAGCACGUCAUUCGAACCUAGUUUAGCUAUAAUUAAAAUAACGCACCAUGGAUGUUGUAAAUCAGGAACAGGGCGUGUUCGAAUCGACGUCUGCGACAGAAACACUCUGCGACAGGAAACCUCUCUUCCUGAAUCCGUUCAUACAUCUUCGUCGAAUGCGACGUGUGCCUUCCAGUGCCGUUACCCGAACAACACGUCCUUCGAACCUAUUUUACCUAUACCGAAAGCAACGUACAAUGGAUGUUGUAAAACAGUAAUCAAGGGAUGUUCCAUCUGCGUCUGCCAUCAGGCGAUCAGGUACGCGCACGGGGUGUACGUGGAGAACGGGGCGCACCCCAGAGUGACGUGGUUCCCAAUACACGGCUGUUGUAAAUGCAUCAAUAGAGUUUAG
Molecule: messenger RNA, 761 nt
Organism: Gigantopelta aegis
Lineage: Eukaryota; Metazoa; Mollusca; Gastropoda; Neomphalida; Peltospiridae
Exons: 6
Coding region: 33-761 (242 amino acids)
Source: RefSeq, a predicted model, not a curated record